This is a messenger RNA of Manis javanica (Malayan pangolin), 412 nucleotides long. Its product is annotated as eotaxin-like. The record is from RefSeq and is a predicted model, not a curated record. Gene Ontology annotation, molecular function: chemokine activity; CCR chemokine receptor binding. Gene Ontology annotation, cellular component: extracellular region. Gene Ontology annotation, biological process: positive regulation of GTPase activity; chemokine-mediated signaling pathway; antimicrobial humoral immune response mediated by antimicrobial peptide. Lineage: Eukaryota; Metazoa; Chordata; Mammalia; Pholidota; Manidae.
CCCACAAACCAAGAAUUCUCAGCUGAAGCCCCCGUGCUCAGCCUCUGCCAGCAUGAAGAUCUUCACAGUGCCUCUGUGCCUGUUGCUCCUAGCAGCUGCCUUCUGCACCCAUGUUCUCGCUCAGCCAGCCUCUCUCCCAACCAUCUGUUGCUUUAGAGUGGCCACUAGGAAGAUCUCCAUUCAGCGACUACAGAGCUACAGAAGAAUCCCUGGCAACAUGUGUCCCCAGACAGCAGUGAUCUUAAAGACCAAACAGGCCAAGGAGAUCUGUGCUGAUCCCAAGGAGAGGUGGGUCCAGGAUGUCAUGAAGUACCUGGACCAGAAUCCCAAACUCUAAAGCCAUAAAUAUUCACUUUUUUGAGACCAAACCAGAGCCUGACAGUUUGAAGCACUUUCUUCAAUCUUCCUAAGA